This is a messenger RNA of Cyphomyrmex costatus, 3500 nucleotides long. RefSeq lists its product as uncharacterized. The transcript has 10 exons. The record is from RefSeq and is a predicted model, not a curated record. Lineage: Eukaryota; Metazoa; Arthropoda; Insecta; Hymenoptera; Formicidae. Bases 155 to 3340 code for a protein of 1061 amino acids.
GACGGAUACUGCCAACGCAGACGCGGUGAAGACGGUGGAAACAACGGCGCAGAAAUACUUGUCCGUCUCUAAAGUCGACAAGAAUAACGCCACAAGUGUCCCCCUUAACGCCGUUUCAGCGUCAAAGAAGACUGAAAUCGAGACUUCGUCGAGAAUGUCUGCGCAAUCUGUGCUGAGUAAUGACGUGGGAGAGAGCGUAAAGAGGACGAUGACGAGUAAAAGCGAUUGUGCGAAACAAGACCAAGGAAAAGAAGAGAGGGUCGAGCACGUCUCGUUGACGCCUUCGAAGAACGAGGCGACACUGGAGAGUGUUCGACCGAUGAAUGUCGACGACAAGAGUGUCAACGGUGUUGGUGGCGGUAAGGAAGCUCCGUCGUCGCAGGUACGAGAGAUCGAAGGAGAAUGCGAGGGCGCGGAACGGAAGAAGUUCUGUUUCGACAGCAGCCGCGAGCUCGCGGGCGAACCGGAUGGUAAAGCGGAUGAGGAAGUGACGGAACCACCAGCGUUGCCCACGAGUCCACCGCCGAUCAUAACCACAGAACCGAGGCCCUCUUUCUUACACGGUAGCGUGAAUGCCGACUUGAAGACGAAGCCGGCCAUACCGCAGAAACCGGCGACCUUUUCCGCGAAGGCGAGCUUAAACGAUGGUCCGCUCACAGUGAGGAAAAUUCCCAACGGCGAUUAUGUAUUACCGCCUCCCUCGGUUCAAACCGUUGUCAGCAGAUCCGCUCAAAAUCUAGGUAUGCAGGAUAUGAGCUCUCGAUGUUCAACGAAGAAGAACGUUACGAACGAGAUUUUAUCGGAACCCGAUCAAGUCCUACCAACAGCUCAAACCUCAGAAUCCGGAUAUCAAGCGAAAACUCCGUUAAAGUCCUCUCUCUCGCCGUUGUUCACUUCCGUAACUACACCGCCAGUUUUAAGAAAUUAUCCGAUGAGUAACGAAGAAAUGGAAGAGAACGUUAUGCUAGAUGAGGAAUUUCCCGAAAUUACUCCGGUUUCCAUCUCUACAAUGGAGCUCAUACGUUCGCCGAACAAGAGAAAGAUGGCUCCGCGACCGCCGGAAUCCAUGGAGGAUCUCAUGCCAGUCUCCUCUCUGUUCGCCAGAAAUCCGGGAGCGAAUCUGAAGUCUGAUUCCCCGGUCGUUCGCGAAAAAGAGAAGCGAGAGAGAUCGUCCUCGUGCAGUCCGAAGUUUCGUAAGGCGGUCUGCGAUCUGCCGGACCCGACGAACGAGAUUACCAAACAGCCGAUCGAGCCCGUGCCUAGGAGAACGAUAUCUCUGUCACAAGACAGCUUGACGACGGAAAAGGACGUGCGGGAGGAAAAGAAGAGGGGUAGAAACCGAAGAGGUUUCUCUCUCAAAAGGUUCCUGCGAAUGGGCACGAGGAAGGACAUGGAUAUGAUUACCGGGCAAACGUCAGGCGCGAAGACCGACGAAAUACCGUCGACGCCGCAACCGAAACUACGAUUAGAAAUAAUCCAUCCGUUGGAGUUGGACGGUGCCGCGGUCGAGGUAGUGGGAAAUGAUAGGAUUAUCGCCAGGAUGAACGAGGACCAAACGGAUUCCUGCACUGUCAAAAACGAUGGCUCCAGGAUGGUGCGGUUGCCUCCAGCGAUCGCGGCGAGGCCUGGCAAACCACCCCCGCCGCCAAGGAAUCAAUCCCUCGAGGAUUGGGCGAGAUUGGAUUCGGCGAACAAGCCAGUCAGACCGCCGCCACCUCGUGCGGAGAUCAAAUUGAACGUCGCUUCCAGAAACGAAAAGACGUCGAAAGCCACUUGGAGGCCGUCGACGACCUCGGAUUCAAUUUACGCGAAUCUGGCAGCGGAGGAUGUUACAGGUGAGGUGCGCAGCGCCCUGACACCCUCGAAACCCCAAAGAACUGCCAGCAUGAGAGAUCGAGCAGUUUCCCAACCCGUCACGAAAAGGUCACUGGCUGAAGAUCAGCACCGGGAUUACGAUCGGCUCGCCGCUGCACGACCCACUUCCGAGUCGCCGACAUCCAACGACAGUCACAUGUACGAGUGCCUCUCUAGUUCGCCCGAGUGCGAUUCGAAUCUUGAGCUGCGACACGGAAGCGGAAACGGAUUCCGCGCCGCAUGCAAAAGGAAGUCCGACAGCAGUGCGAUAAUCGGAGAUUCCAAGGCUCAUCAUCAACCCUCGUUCGUGAGGUCGAUCUCGUUGCCGUAUUGCGGCAGCGAGACGGAGAGCGAACUUUACGCGCCGUAUACCUUCUACACUGGCGACGAGGGCGCUGAGGAGGACCAGGAUUGGAAGAACACGGAUGACGAGCUGAGGAUGGGCCGCUUGAGGCAACGCCGGGGGCGCACUAUCGUUCAUCGAAGCCUCGAGGAUAAUUACGGCGCGGUGGUUGUGGCGAACCACGAAGCGCUCGCCCAAUUUCUUGAACAGGAAAAUCAAACUGUCCAGUUUCCUUCAAAUUUGCGUGCCCUCAAGAACGCGAAUCCCCGAUUGAAGCACUUUAACGUCGAUACUUUGUCGUCGGUCUCCAUCGGUAGAAGAAUAUUUUGUCCUGCUACGUGGAAUGAUCAAAAUGUUACACUUUGCAUAGCAUUUGAUUUAGCUAUGCCUAUGCCACAGAAGGAUUUUUAUUUAACGCCUAUAAUAGAAUUUGUAGAUAAAGUGCCGAAGGAGAUAAUCGAAAAGGUUCAGCCUUCCGAGAACGAGGAUGUCGAAGCUACAAUAUCAAUUCUUCCGUGCCUGAAUGUCACUACGAUACAAUCAUUUGGAGCGACGUCGAAGGAUAUAAACGGCGAGGGCGCGAGCAGAGAGGCAUCGUUCGUCUUUCUUCAACUGGUCAACGCUCUGAAGAGUCUUCAAGCACGCGGGAUCGAGGAUGCCAGCAAGUCUCUAAGCGACGUUGUGCUCUGCAGAGAGGAUGUUUAUUAUCGACUGUACCUACUACAAGGGAGGUUAAACAUAGACCCGAGCGACGAGUCCAGCGAGGAACGGGUCUCUUUGUGCGAAUGCGCUCUAAUAGCACUGCAACAGUUGCAUCUGACGGACGAACUACCUCUCAUACAAGAUUUACUAAUACGCGAGAAAGCGGUUACACUCUCGCAGGUGAAAUCUGUGCUGGAAUUCUCAUUGUGGGGCCCGGCCGAUGUGCCACUUGGUGGUCCACGGGAAAGAGAAGUGGCGCUUCAGAGAUGGCUCGACCUCGAACGGGCGAACGUUCUUCACGCUCUCAUCAAGACGAAGGCAGCGCUGACCGUUAUAGACGAAUAUCAAUUAUUAUUCUUGGUACGAACCUCUGCUAAAAUUAUGAGCGAGGCAUCGAUGCUUCUUGAGGAGCAACGUAAGCGCUUGACGCAAAGAUGCUGAUAUAUUCUGCAUCGUUCAUGACGAUUUGUAUAAAUAUUCGGAAACUAAUAUUUAUCGGUAAGCAGAAAAAAGAUAUCAAAAUGCAAAGGUAAUUUGUAACCAGUGUGCAAUACAAUAACAUAACACAGCUUUUGAUUAAUUAAUUACAAUUAAUUUAUGU